GGUGAGCCAAAACCAGCAAGGCGAGUUUGUUGGCUCUGCGGCUAAGGCCGUAACGCCAAUCUCAACUAUUCAACCAUCCAACCUAUUGACCAUCACUUUGACUACACAGGGCUCGCCGUUGAGGAUGACAUCAUGGAGAAUGCACGUUUUGUUCUCCCUUAACAUCCUAUGCACCAUGGUCGCCGCAAACGGAGAAUCAGAUUUGGAUGCAUCUGCUUUUGAUGUCGAGCUGCCAUGGCCUUUGUCUGGCGAAGUUUUGGGCUAUAUCGGAUGUUUGGUGGCGGCUGUCUUUUACGGAAGUCAGUACAUCCCCUUGAAAAAGGUGGAGACGGGCGAUGGCAUGUUCUUCCAGUGGGUGAACUGUCUGGCAAUCUGGCUGGUGGGUUUCCUGGGGAACCAAAUCCUCCACUCACCGGCUGUGCAUCCAUUGGCCAUGUUGGGUGGAGCCAUCUGGGCUACAGGUAACAUUACUGCGAUUUCCAUCAUAAAGUCUGUUGGUCUGGGCCUGGGUGUCCUGUUGUGGGGGUCCACUGGACUGCUGAUGGGGUGGGCCAGCUCAAGGUUUGGUUGGUUUGGCAUUGGCACACAGGAGGUGUCCAGGCCCGUGCUGAACUACUGUGGCGCAGCCCUCUGUCUGUUCAGCUUGUGCAUGUUCCUCUGCGUGAAGAGUAAUAUAGAGCCCCAGAUCAGACACAGGAUGUCCCAAAUACCAGAGGCGUCCCCCCUCCUCAUAGACCGGAGACUGAACCCUGACUACUGUGAUGACUCUGGGGCAUGGUUGGACUCCAUCUCCCCCAAGUCCAAACGCCUCCUAGGUUGCUCGCUGGCUGUCAUAGCUGGAAUCUUUUACGGCUUCACAUUUGUGCCUCUCCUCUACAUCAAGCACCAGGCCUUGGUCAACGGCAGCAUGUUCGCAGGGGCCAGCCAGAACGAUCUCGACUACUGCUUUGCACAGUAUAACGGGAUCUUCCUGACAAGUACUUUAUACUUCCUGAUCUACUGUGUGGCCAUGAAGAACAAACCUUGCCUAUACCCCCGAGCCGUCCUCCCAGCGUUCCUGAGCGGGAUCAUGUGGGGAUUAGCCACAUACUCCUGGUUUAUGGCCAACACCUACCUGAACACAAUCAUCACCUUUCCUAUUGUGACUGCCGGUUACAGCCUUGUAGCAGCAAUGUGGGGAAGUGUGGUCUUUAAAGAAGUUCGGGGUCUGGCCAACUGCCUUGUGUUUAUUUUGGCUGCUGCGGUGGUCUUGACUGGAACUGUGCUGACUGCCCUCUCCAAGAUGUAAUAGCUGUUCUCCAGAUGACCAGCAGAGGUCACUGUAGCUCUGGUGUCUUCUCAGUCACCUCUGGACCCUCUGUGGUGAGAUUACCUCUUCAGUUGCUGCUGCUGACCACUCACGUGAAGAGAGCAGACUACUGGAAGCCCUGGCUGUCCAAACAGUGUGUGUGUGCGUGGUCAAUUUAAAGUGAUGUUUGGGGGAAAAAUAAGUUAAAGUGAAAGAGUUGGUGUUGGUGUUUACAAUGAAAUAAAACAUUUAUAAUCAAA
Molecule: messenger RNA, 1548 nt
Organism: Alosa sapidissima (American shad)
Lineage: Eukaryota; Metazoa; Chordata; Actinopteri; Clupeiformes; Clupeidae
Gene: tmem144b
Product: transmembrane protein 144b
Exons: 12
Coding region: 125-1288 (387 amino acids)
Biological process (GO): carbohydrate transmembrane transport
Cellular component (GO): membrane
Molecular function (GO): carbohydrate transmembrane transporter activity
Source: RefSeq, a predicted model, not a curated record